GGUAAUAAAUGCAGGGAAGAGCAACGCACAAUGAGAUCAAGCCAGCUGUGAAGUCCUCUUUGUCAAGAAGAAAGCUGGAGGCGCUAAUUCUACACCAAACAAGAACUCUUCAACAAAACGGAGGUCAUCGCUGCCCAAUGGAGAAGGUCUCCAGCUGAAAGACAAUUCGGACACAGAUGGGAUCAACCUGUACUACUGGUCCCUGUUUGAUGGACACGCUGGGUCGGGGGCAGCUGUGGUCGCUUCCAAACUGCUGCAGCACCAUAUCCUGGAGCAGCUGCAGGAGAUCGUGGACAUCCUGAGGAACAUGACGGUCCUCCCACCCACCUGCCUGGGAGAGGAGCCCGACAACGCGGCCACAAACAGCAGGACGCUGACACGGGCAGCCUCCCUGCGUGGUGGUGUGGGUGCCCCAGGCUCACCCAGCACCCCUCCAACACGCUUCUUCACCGAGAAGAAGAUCCCACACGAGUGCCUGGUUAUUGGGGCCAUAGAAAGUGCGUUCAAGGAAAUGGAUUUGCAAAUUGAACGAGAGAGGACCGUGUAUAAUAUUUCUGGCGGCUGCACAGCCCUUGUGGUGGUGUAUUUAUUGGGGAAGCUUUACGUGGCAAAUGCUGGUGAUAGCAGGGCUAUAAUAAUCCGAAAUGGCGAAGUCAUUCCAAUGUCUUCAGAAUUCACUCCAGAGACUGAACGCCAGCGACUUCAGUAUCUGGCUUAUAUGCAGCCCCACUUGCUGGGAAAUGAGUUCACACAUUUAGAGUUUCCACGGAGGGUGCAGCGUAAGGAAGUUGGAAAGAGGAUGCUCUACCGUGACUUCAACAUGACUGGCUGGGCAUACAAAACCAUUGAGGAAGAUGACUUGAAGUUUCCCCUUAUAUACGGAGAAGGCAAGAAGGCUAGAGUUAUGGCAACGAUUGGAGUGACCCGAGGACUGGGAGACCAUGACCUGAAAGUGCACGACUCCAAUAUAUACAUCAAACCUUUCCUGUCCUCAUCUCCCGAGGUGAGAGUCUAUGACCUCCUGCAGUAUGAGCAUGGGCCAGAUGACGUUCUCAUCCUAGCUACUGAUGGACUCUGGGAUGUGCUGUUAAAUGAAGAAGUGGCAGAAGCUGUCACUAACUUUCUACCAAACUGUGACCCCGAUGAUCCCCACAGGUACACGCUGGCGGCGCAGGACCUGGUGAUGCGAGCCAGGGGAGUGCUGAAGGACCGGGGCUGGCGAAUAUCCAACGACAGGCUGGGCUCUGGAGAUGACAUCUCUGUCUACGUCAUCCCUUUAAUACAUGGGAACAAACAGUCGUGA
Molecule: messenger RNA, 1303 nt
Organism: Pygoscelis adeliae (Adelie penguin)
Lineage: Eukaryota; Metazoa; Chordata; Aves; Sphenisciformes; Spheniscidae
Gene: PPM1H
Product: protein phosphatase, Mg2+/Mn2+ dependent, 1H
Exons: 9
Coding region: 308-1303 (331 amino acids)
Biological process (GO): protein dephosphorylation
Molecular function (GO): protein serine/threonine phosphatase activity
Source: RefSeq, a predicted model, not a curated record